CUUUUGUUUCUCUUUACAGCCAGUAUACCUGCCCACGAGACUGAGACCAUUAUGUCCCUAUGUGGCUCUUCUCACAAGGAAUUUUCUCAGAUGUUACCUAUUCAAGACAUGGAUAUCAAAAACUCCCCAUCUAGCCUUAACUCUCCUGCCUCCUACAACUGCAGUCAAUCCAUCCUUCCCCUGGAGCACAGCCCCAUAUACAUACCUUCCUCCUAUGUAGAAAGCCACCAUGAAUACUCAGCCAUGACAUUCUACAGCCCAGCUGUGAUGAAUUACAGUAUUCCCAGCAGUGUCAAUAACUUGGAGGGCAGUCUGGGUCGACAGACCACAAGCCCAAACAUGUUGUGGCCAACUCCUGGACACCUCUCUCCUUUAGCCAUCCACUGCCAGUCUUCAGUUCUGUACGCAGAACCUCAAAAGAGUCCUUGGUGUGAAGCAAGAUCACUAGAACACACCUUACCUUUAAACAGAGAGACAUUGAAAAGGAAGGUUAGUGGGAGCAGUUGUGCCAGCCCUGUUACGAGUCCAAGUUCAAAGAGGGAUGCCCAUGUCUGUGCUGUCUGCAGUGACUACGCAUCAGGAUAUCACUAUGGAGUCUGGUCAUGUGAAGGAUGUAAGGCCUUUUUUAAAAGAAGCAUUCAAGGACAUAAUGAUUAUAUUUGUCCAGCUACAAAUCAGUGCACAAUAGAUAAGAAUCGGCGCAAAAGCUGCCAAGCCUGCCGACUUCGGAAGUGCUAUGAAGUCGGGAUGGUGAAGUGUGGCUCCCGGAGGGAAAGGUGUGGGUACCGCCUAGUGCGGAGGCAGAAGAGUUCCGAUGAGCAGCUGCACUGUCUGAACAAAGCCAAGAAGAAUGGACAGGUGAGCCGAGUGAAGGAGCUACUGUUGAGCGCCCUGAGCCCGGAACAGCUGGUGCUCACGCUCCUGGAGGCGGAGCCGCCCAAAGUGCUGGUGAGCCGCCCCAGCGCGCCCUUCACCGAGGCUUCCAUGAUGAUGUCCCUGACCAAGCUGGCCGACAAGGAACUGGUGCACAUGAUCGGCUGGGCCAAGAAAAUUCCGGGCUUUGUGGAGCUCAGCCUGUACGACCAAGUGCGGCUCUUGGAGAACUGCUGGAUGGAGGUGCUAAUGGUGGGGCUGAUGUGGCGCUCCAUCGACCACCCUGGCAAGCUCAUCUUUGCUCCAGACCUUGUCCUAGACAGGGAUGAAGGGAAAUGCGUGGAAGGAAUUCUGGAAAUCUUUGACAUGCUCCUGGCAACGACUUCAAGGUUCCGUGAGUUAAAACUCCAACACAAUGAGUAUCUCUGUGUCAAGGCCAUGAUCCUCCUGAACUCCAGUAUGUACCCUUUAGCUGCAGCAACUCAGGAGGCUGAGAGCAGCCGAAAGCUGACUCACUUGCUGAAUGCUGUGACCGAUGCUCUGGUCUGGGUGAUCGCCAAGAGCGGCAUCCCUUCCCAGCAGCAGUCCGUCCGCCUGGCUAACCUCCUGAUGCUCCUCUCUCACGUCAGGCACGCCAGCAACAAGGGCAUGGAACACCUGCUCAGCAUGAAAUGCAAAAACGUGGUGCCAGUGUAUGACCUGCUGCUGGAGAUGCUGAAUGCCCACACGCUUCAUGGAUGCAAGCCCUUGGUCAUGGGGUCUGAGUGCAGCCCAGUAGAGAAGAGUAAGAGCAAAGAGGGCUCUCAGAACCUGUCUCAGUGAAGCCCAGCCCUGAGGUGAACAGGCUGCAGAGGUAGCGGCUGAAGCGUGAGCUCUCGUGCGAUUGUAAGCCCCAUCGGGAUGGGCUUCGUCUUUCUGUGUGCUCCCUCCUCGGUCACGGUGGGUUCGGUCUGUACCAUCCUCUCCCGACCUCCCUACUUCCCAGGAGUUGGGUGGGAAAGCCAGUUUUCCUUGUUACCUGGGGCGCGUUGGGAUGCAUUUUGUCUUGCUGGGCCUCAUAGGAUAUCAGCAUGGUCCCUGUUUUACUUUCCAUCUUUUCCCCACCCCUUUGGGAAGAACAUCUUGGCGCUUUUGCAGUGCAUGGUGGGAAUCUGGCCUGGAAGGGUUGAGAGAUCGUGGCAUUUGUAGGAAGUAGACUAACCUUUAUUGUGUGAACUAAGCUGCCUUUCAGGAUAGACCUUUGUAAGCUCUCUCAGGACUACCUGAUUGUAGGGCUGAAAACCACCUGCCUCCCAGGCCUGGGAGGACUGAUGUCAGCGCUGCUCUGCUGAAGGACAGAGGGACUGUGACUAGGGAGCCAGUGCUCCAGCUAGGAUGGGAGCCAGGUUCUUCCCCAGACCUUGCUUCCCUCUUUAGUCCCUCCUGAUGUGCAUUCAGAGAGCCUGCUCCUUAUGUGUGCAUGUGUGCGUGUGUAUGUGAGAUCACAUUCAUGGAGGACUGUGGAGAUUUAAAUCUCUAUGCCCCUGGAGUUGCCCUUCCAUAGAAGGUGCUGUUUGCAGGAAUAGGGUUCUAUCCUGUGGGUAUUGGUGGCAGCCACAGCCACCCAGAGGCAGGGCUGCGUGUGUGCCAGGCAGCCUGUCCCAGGGAAGGGUGAACAACCAGUGUGUCAGGUUCAGGGUCAAACUGUGCCGACUUGAACAAGACCUGGUUUGUGAACUCAAAGGAGAGAAUAAUUGCUUAAUUAUAGCAAGAAGGAAUUCUUUACACCCUAGGGCUCUUUUAAAAUAUUUUCUUAUCAGAAUAUUUAUACAGUGGACUGGGUGAAAUAGAAAUAUCAGAGUAUUUAUAUGGUAGACUGGGCGAAAUGGAAACUUAGUAAAAUAUUAGUUUUUAUUCCAAGCACAACAUAAAUAGGACAUGAUGAUAAGGCACCUCAAAUUACAAUUUUAACUUACUUUUUAAUAAUGGAAAUUUUCAUACCAAUUUUCAGGAACAGAGUGAAUACAUAAAAUGAGUUACAUCUAUGUUUUGAAAAUGAGCAA
Molecule: messenger RNA, 2915 nt
Organism: Pipistrellus kuhlii (Kuhl's pipistrelle)
Lineage: Eukaryota; Metazoa; Chordata; Mammalia; Chiroptera; Vespertilionidae
Gene: ESR2
Product: estrogen receptor 2
Exons: 8
Coding region: 52-1695 (547 amino acids)
Biological process (GO): estrogen receptor signaling pathway; cellular response to estradiol stimulus; regulation of DNA-templated transcription
Cellular component (GO): nucleus
Molecular function (GO): nuclear receptor activity; sequence-specific DNA binding; steroid binding
Source: RefSeq, a predicted model, not a curated record